This is a messenger RNA of Ceratina calcarata, 2221 nucleotides long. It is a transcript of the gene Naa60, whose product is annotated as N-alpha-acetyltransferase 60. The transcript has 3 exons. Gene Ontology annotation, molecular function: protein-N-terminal amino-acid acetyltransferase activity; histone acetyltransferase activity. The record is from RefSeq and is a predicted model, not a curated record. Gene Ontology annotation, biological process: N-terminal peptidyl-methionine acetylation. NCBI's taxonomy places the organism in Eukaryota, Metazoa, Arthropoda, Insecta, Hymenoptera, Apidae. The coding region runs from base 144 to 968 and encodes 274 amino acids. Gene Ontology annotation, cellular component: Golgi membrane.
AGAGAUAGAAAUACGCGAUCGUAGAGGGGAUACAAAAUGUCUGCAGAUCUCAAUAUGUUUACUAGCAAACGUUUACAUGCAACGUGACAUGCUUGACAUCGUACAAGAAAUGACUGAUGAAAUGAUAGAAAAGUCGUGGCGUGAUGGCCGUAUCCUUUAAUCGGUAUCUUAUUUUACCGGAAAUCGAUACAAGUGAUUUCAAAGUAUCACAGGAAAAUAGACAUAAAUAUACGGAUGAUAAUAAUACAAGGAAUUUGUCUAAUGAACAAAAAACCUCCGUGAUACCAGCGACUGUACCUCUGUGCGUUUUGGGUGAUGUCCAGCUACGUUUCCUAUGUCCAGAUGAUUUGGACGAGGUACGAGCACUCUGUCAAGAUUGGUUUCCCAUCGAUUAUCCUUAUUCAUGGUAUGAAGAUAUAACAAGUUCCUCACGGUUUUAUGCACUUGCAGCUGUAUAUGGUGGAGUAAUAAUUGGACUUAUCGUUGCCGAAAUAAAGCCUUAUGCCAAACUGAACACAGAAGAUCGUGGUAUUUUAUGUUCAAGCUUAGGAAAUGAUUGUUUAGUGGGUUACAUACUUAGUUUAGGCGUCCGACGUGCGUAUAGAAGAAAUGGGAUUGCUUCAUUAUUGUUGGAACAGUUGUUAGCACACGUCACUGCUCCAGAACGGUCUUCCGUAAAAGCGGUUUUCCUGCAUGUACUGUCCAGCAAUGCACCAGCUAUUCUGUUUUAUCAGAGGUGCCAUUUUCGUUUACAUAGUUUUUUACCAUAUUAUUAUUACAUCCACGGUAAAUGUAAAGAUGGUUUUACUUAUGUCCUCUACGUUAAUGGGGGACACGCACCGCGAGGUAUCCGCGAUUGGAUGCGUCAUAUAGCCAGUGCGAUCGUUAGCCUUGGACCAUGCAGAAUACCGCGAUGGAUUUGGCAGCGUCUUCUUUGGGUCACGACAAUUCUUUCUUAUCACAGAUGAUACUUCUUGACAAAUGCCAAUGUUAAACCAAAUUAUUUUUUUUCGUUUUAUUUAAACGAAAUAAUAUACAUAGCACAAAAUCUGCCAACCUGGAUAUUAUGCCUAUUUAAGCAAUAAUAAAUUAGCUUCAUGUUGUUUACGGAUGUAAAAUUAUCAUUAAAUUUGAUUUGUUGUUAAAACGACAAUACUUAAAGAGUACCGAUUUUUAUGCAAUUCGACGCAUGUAAUAGAACAUUAUUACAUGAAUAUUCACUUUGUCAGAAGUUAUAAAAUAUUGUAAUUCUUUCACCAUGGAACAAAUGAUUUGAUAGUUUAAUAUUUAAAAGAAACAUAAAUAUUAAGAACAAAGCGUUUAACUGCCAGAGCAUUUGAUCAGUUCAAAAUAUUUAUAUUGGGAAAUCUUUACAAGUACAAUAUCUGCAUGUUAAUAGGAUUUUUAUUUUCUUGACUAUAAAGUAUUCAGGAAACAUCAAACGACAAAACUUGUUACUGAAUAACAUGAAACAUUGGUGACGGGUCUAAAUUUAUAAAAAUUUAAAGAAUACGGUUUUGAUCAUACCCAUUACAAAUGAUGAUUGGUACGAACUUUCCUAGCAUUUUAUUUGAUAUGUUUUAGUCUGAAUCCAGUGUUAUUUUUUUUGUCUUCGUAUUCUAGUCAGUCACUUGUACGAAAAUGUACUUUUAAAUACAUUUUUCUAUAACACUUCAUUUCACAUUCUUCUCUUUCAAUUAAGACGUCUGUUGUCCAAUUUACAUUACAUGCUCAAUCUAUUCUUUUUCGUUCAUCUUUCCUUUGUUUCUUAAUUAAAAGUGAAGUUCUGGGGCCAUCUCACCCGUCACCAGUUUGAAAAUCACCAGAGGCCUGUGAGCUCCUCAAAUUCAACGUCUAAUUGAAAGUGUAACACUGAUCAUGAUGGUAGUUGAUACAUAGUUGGUGCUGAGACUGGUAUCAUUUUUACUCAGCCUUUUUGUUAUUAGUAAAGAAAAGGCAACCAUUUUUUCUAAUGCUUCAGUGAAGCGAUCAUUUUUCAUGUAGAUUAUGUAUCAUGUACAAAAGCUUCCUGCUAUAUAUCUUCAUCUUCCCUCUGAAAAAUCAUUUGUUAAUCUUUCAUGUAUAUUGACUAAUUUCUAAUAUCUUUCAGUACGCAUCAAUUUGCGGGAAUUUGUUAGAGAAGAAGUAGAAGUAUAAUUUUAAGGAAUAAUUUUGCAGUAGUGUCUGUGUAACUAACUUCAAACUCUUUUCUAAAUUGCCA